Molecule: messenger RNA, 1865 nt
Organism: Triticum aestivum (bread wheat)
Lineage: Eukaryota; Viridiplantae; Streptophyta; Magnoliopsida; Poales; Poaceae
Product: NAC domain-containing protein 2-like
Exons: 3
Coding region: 116-1624 (502 amino acids)
Biological process (GO): regulation of DNA-templated transcription
Molecular function (GO): DNA binding
Source: RefSeq, a predicted model, not a curated record
GGGUACGGCGCCGUGUCAACUACGCGGACGACUCGGGAUCUUGCCCUAACCGCGGCACGCCGUCGAUCGAGAGGGGGUGGGCCUGCAGGCAGGCGGCCGUGCGUGCGUGGAAACCAUGGAAGAAAGGAAGCAACGUUUGGUGCUGAACCUGCCCCCCGGCUACCACUUCGCGCCGACGGACAUGGAGCUCAUUGUCCACUACCUCCGCCGGAAGAUGGACGGCCACCCGCCGCACCUGCCCAUCUUCAAGGACGUGCCCAUCACCGACUACCGCCCGGAGCAGAUCACAGAGGUGUUCAUGGACUGCGGGGAGGAGCGGUGGUACUUCUUCACCAAGCGGACCCGCAAGUACGCGACGGGCAAUCGGCCGGACCGGACGACGCCGGGCAGGGGCUACUGGAAGGCCACCGGCCCUCAGCGUCUGAUCCGCACCGGCCCCUCGAAGGCUUACCCGCUGGUCGGGCGCCGGAGGACGCUCGUGUUCUACACCGGACCCGACGAGGCGGCCAAGACCGCCUGGACCAUGUACGAGUACGAGAACCUCACGUCCGAGGAGGAGGCCAACGACAAGAACGCCGACAAGCUUGGCGAGUGGGUGCUGUGCACGAUACAGAGGCAGAAAAACCAGCGCAGCGCCGACGACACGAUCAAGGGCAAGGCGGGCGGGAGGAAGAGGAAGGGCAAGGCACAGAAGGGAGCUGAUGAUCAAGUCCUCCAGAUUCAGGGAACCCAGGAGGUGGCAGAGAAAGUUGAUGAGACGGACAUGUUUGAGUUGGAGCAAGCCAGCCGCCCCAACAAGAGACCACAACUGAUGCAGCAGCAGCAUGAUGAACCGGCACCGCCACCGCCAUGCCCAGAGACGAUGAUACCAGCACAAGACUGUGACUACGGUCCAGGCACCGCGCCGCCGUCGCAGGAACCGCCGCCGCAGCUCUCAGAUUCAGAGAUGGUAGAUCGUCCUGGUGUUUCAUGCUACGGCUUUGAUGAGUCCAUGCUGCUGUCGCUGCUGGAAUAUGAGACGAUGGCGCCUCUACUUCUAGGACUAGGAUACAACGACUACAGCACGACGCCGUAUCAGCCGGCCACCAGCUACCUAGAUGCUCCAGCGGCGCCUCUUGGAGCAUUCAGUUACGGUUAUGGCAGCGCUGCACAUCAACCAGCGGGUCACCUAAACAACGGUGCGUACGCCGGCGGUCAUCCCGGUGGCCUUUUGGGCACCAGCAACAGCACAUAUAGUUACCCGCAGCAGCACUCCUACGCCGCUGGCAGCAGUUCAUCUACUUACCUGCAGCAGCAUCCACACGCCGCCGGAACCAACAAGUUGGCCCCCAGCAGCAGUACAUAUACUUACCAGCAGCAGCAUGCACACGCCGCUGGAACAACCAAGGCCGCCGGAACCAACAAGUUGGCCAGCAGCAAUGGUACUUACCAGCAGCAGCAUUCAUACGCCGCCGGAACCAACAAGGCUGAUGGAACCAGCAAUCUGUCCAUCAGCAACAGUACAUAUACUUACCAGCUGCAGCAGUCAUGCGCCGCGGGAGCCAACAAGUUGGCAUUGGUCAGGGGAGCGAUGAGCAGCGGCAUUGGUAAAGGGAGCGAUGUGCAGCUACAGGUAGAGCUGUGAGACGGAUGGCAGGAGCCAGAGAAAAGAUUUGUCAGAUGGUUAGGGGAUAUAUGACUUGCAGCGGAGAGCACUCACUAGUUGUCGUCAACUCGCCGUUAGGGCUAGUAUUAGUAGUUUAGUAUGCUUUAGGAUUGUUCGGAGAAAAAGUUAGUCAAAACAUAUUCAUAUGGGAGCAGUUUGAAAGUUCAUCUGAUUCAAUUAAUUAAUAAAAUACAGCUAUUUAAAUAAAAGGAUCCUACGU